Messenger RNA from Fulvia fulva, 2178 nucleotides. RefSeq names its product U3 small nucleolar RNA-associated protein 25. The record is from RefSeq and is a predicted model, not a curated record. Gene Ontology annotation, molecular function: rRNA binding; U3 snoRNA binding. The transcript has a single exon. The coding region runs from base 1 to 2178 and encodes 725 amino acids. Gene Ontology annotation, cellular component: nucleolus; small-subunit processome. Gene Ontology annotation, biological process: maturation of SSU-rRNA from tricistronic rRNA transcript (SSU-rRNA, 5.8S rRNA, LSU-rRNA). Lineage: Eukaryota; Fungi; Ascomycota; Dothideomycetes; Mycosphaerellales; Mycosphaerellaceae.
AUGGCUCCGUUCCGUGGUCGUGGAGGGAGAGGUAGGGGUACCCCAAGAGGAGGUGCGAGGGGUGGAGGCAAUGCUCGAGGCGGUGGAAAGCUUGCCAGAAGUGGGAUUCGGACUCGAGGAGGCGGCUACAAGAAGUUCGACAGCCAAAGGACGAGAGACCUGGACGAGUCGGAGGAUGAACAGCCACAGAUCGAAGAGGAGCCAUCGGAAGAUGACAGCGACAACCAGAGCGAUGAUGAGGACUUCGAUGAGGCAACAUCCAAAGCAAAGGCAUACAAUCAGCUCCUGCAGUCAUUGAACCAGCCUGAGGAGAAUGGCGAGCGAAAAGCUAAACGAAGGAGGAUUGAGGUAGAAGAGCAACCGAUACUUGAUGAGGAGGAGAUACAAGCACAAGAAGUGGAAGAAGCGUUAGCACAAAGUGAAGAGGAUGCAGAGGAAGCAGAUGACGAACAGGCACAUGUCGACCAAGACGCCGAGGAGCAGGACGAUGCGAAAGAUCCGUUCGAGGUGCACUUUGCCAACCCGGACAACAACGAGCUUCAGAGACGAUUGCAGGCGAUACAGUCAGGUCAGUGGCACAAGGAGAAGAAAGCGAUCGAUAGAAGCUGGAACUUGGAAGUGUCGAGCCCUGGCCAGCAGAAUGUCAUCUCGAGGCUUGCCGCGAAGAGUGUUACAGAUCUACCUUUGAAGGAACGACUGUCGAAGAACAUCAAGGACAAAGAUUUGUCACUGUCCAAGUCGCUCGUGAACGAGGAGAUCGCAUCAACGAUAUUUGGCUACCAGGACCUUGUAUUCAGUGGGCGAACACCCCGAAAUGCUAUCACACUGCGAAAGAUGGCGAGUCUACACGCUGUCAACCAUGUCUUGAAAGGUCGAGACAAGGUCCUGAAGAACAACGAACGUCUCAGUCGUGCGACUGACGAUGCUCAUCUGGACGUUCGCGACCAAGGCUACGUGCGGCCGAAAGUCCUGAUCUUGACUGAAAUGCGCCAGAUGGCGGCCAGAUACGCCGACGACAUUGUCAAAGUCUUUCAGCCUGAUCAGCAAGAGAAUCGCAAACGAUUCGACGACUCGUUUUCGGCACCCUUGGAUGAUCGCGAGAACAUGCCUGAGGACUUCCGGGAGACACAUGGCGGCAAUAACAAUAACAGCUUCCUCACAGCGCUGAAGUUCACCAGGAAGACACUCAAGUUCUACUCCGCAUUCUACAACAGCGACAUCAUCAUGGCAUCUCCACUCGGCCUUCGCCAAGUCAUCGAGAAUAGUGACGCAAAGAAGCGUGAUCACGAUUUCUUGUCCUCGAUCGAAGUCGUGAUCGUGGAUCAGGCCGACGCCAUGUACAUGCAGACCUGGGAGAACAUGGAAGUCGUCUUCAAGCAUCUCAACUUGGAGAUGAAAGAGGCACAUGGCUGCGACUUCAGUCGAGUGCGGAACUACUAUCUUGAUGGCAAUGCCAAGUAUCUUCGCCAGACCAUUGUCUUCAGUCCGUUCCUCACCCCAGAGAUGAACGCCCUCUACAACAAGAACAUGCAAAACGCUUUCGGCAAAGUGAAGAUCACUUCCACCUACGACGGUGCCAUCACAGAAACCAAUGGUCUCGGCAUCAAACAGACUUUCUCCCGCUUCGACUGCAAGUCCCCUGUCGACGACCCUGACGCAAGAUUCAAAUACUUCACGACUGCCAUCCUACCCGCCCUCAUCCGUCUUCCCAAACCCGUGGACGGCGCGCCCGGCAUCCUGAUCUUCAUACCUUCCUACUUCGACUUCCUGCGCCUGAGAAACCACUUCGCUGCCUCAGAUCAGACCGCCAACAUCUCCUUCGGCGCUGUUGGCGAAUACAGUGAGACCUCAGCACAGCGACGGGCGAGAUCACACUUCAUGUCAGGGCGGCAUAGUUUCCUGCUGUAUACGCAGCGUGCGCACCACUUCUUUAGGCUGAAGAUUAGGGGUGUAAAGAGGGUGGUUAUGUACGGAUUGCCGGACAAUCCGAUCUUCUACCAGGAGCUGGUAGAAGGAUAUCUGGGGACGACCAUCAAUGAGGGCAAGAUCGAUCCCGCUGAGGCGGGUGUGAGGUGUGCGUUUAGUAAAUGGGAUGGCAUGAAGCUGGAGAGAGUCGUUGGAAGUAGUAGAGUGAAGGGGAUGCUGGGUGGCGUGGGGGACACUUUCGACUUUGUCUGA